AUAAAGAUGUGAAGCCCAGGUCUGUCAGAGCAGAAGCUUUUGAGUUUUGGAGGAAAGAAGAGGCGGAGAGAAGGGUCCUACAGUGGUGGUGUCUCUUCGCUUCGCUGCUGCAGAUAGAUUUCUUUGUAAUCAUAUCGGAGAUCAAAAGAAGAAAGCUUCCUGCAGCAACCAUUUAAAAUCCUCCUCAGCGCAUCAAAUGGCUCGCUCUUUCUCGAACGCUAGGCUUUUCUAUGCUCUCGUGGAUGGAGUCUCAGUUUCCGUCAACAGGCGAAGUUAUUCGACGGCGGCAGCAGCAGCAGCGUCGGUAAGAGGAGGUGGGGCGAUGGGUGGAAUGGGGAAACGAGGAGGAGGAGGAGAAGAGAGGGGAAAGAUGAAUGAAAGAACAGAGAUUUCUUCGUCGUGGGUCCCGGAUCCUGUGACCGGCUACUACAGACCGGAGAAUCGUGGUGCCGAAAUUGACGUAGCUGAGCUUCGAGAGAUGGUCCUGAACAACCGCAAGAUGAGGCAACAACACUAAAAGAAAAUAAAAGGUUCUUCAACACAUUGGAUUUGGACCUGCUUGUGAUAUUUGUCUGUCUUCUUCCCUCGAGGAAGAGUUUUUUUUUUACUUGGGUGGUUUUGUUUAAAAGCCUAACAGACAUUUCUUUCUUUCUUUCUUUCUAUCGUCUGUAGGAAUGUAAUCGCCACCGAACGAGGGGUGCUUAUUUUAUGUUUAGGAUUGUAAUUCCAACUUCUGUAGUGUUAUUGCUACCCAUAUUUCGAACCA
Messenger RNA from Nelumbo nucifera (sacred lotus), 766 nucleotides. NCBI's taxonomy places the organism in Eukaryota, Viridiplantae, Streptophyta, Magnoliopsida, Proteales, Nelumbonaceae. The record is from RefSeq and is a predicted model, not a curated record.